CGACGUAUCUCAGCUCAGGAGGACUCCAACCUUUUUUACGAUGGGACAAUGGUAUGCAUGAUAUUAUGGGGAGGGACAAGUGGCAAAGUAGCGUUGAGCAGACUAUAAAAGUCUCCCACCAGAUUUACAGCUUAAACGAAGACAGCUCUGCUAUGUUCACCCUGUUCGGUGCUAGCAAGUGUAUUUAUUUCGGUAUCCCGAUGGGCAUGGCUAUCCUGGGGUUCGUGUUGGCUUUGUUCGGAGGUGAUGCGGUACUGGCGGGGAGUGUGCUCCACCUGGUCGUGGCACUCUGGAUAUUCCUCACUUAUCUUCUUUGGGUGUACGGUAUCCUUGGAUUCCACCUUAACUCGGAAACACAACACAGUACACGGACCCUCCUUAAGUACAGCAGUCAGUAUGGUUGCUGUGGUAUCUAUGUAAGGGUGCUGAGAUACAGACCGAGUUUCAGAGACGAGCGGAGACCGACAGCAGUCCACCCCAUGAUGGAGACACCAGAUAGCGUGGGUAACACAGCAGUACACUCAGCGGUCCCUUCAGCGGUCCCCGGCAACAGUUCUUACGUUCAGGGUGUUCAGCGGAGUAACUUCAUCACUAAAGCCUGGUCUUGAAUCGCCCCAUUAAUAUAUGUGUUCAUGUGGAUUUCGAUAAGAAAAUUAGUACAUCAGAGAAAUGAGACAUCCAGA
Messenger RNA from Bolinopsis microptera, 683 nucleotides. RefSeq lists its product as uncharacterized. NCBI's taxonomy places the organism in Eukaryota, Metazoa, Ctenophora, Tentaculata, Lobata, Bolinopsidae. The record is from RefSeq and is a predicted model, not a curated record. The transcript is spliced from 5 exons. The coding region runs from base 54 to 608 and encodes 184 amino acids.